Molecule: messenger RNA, 1116 nt
Organism: Aaosphaeria arxii CBS 175.79
Lineage: Eukaryota; Fungi; Ascomycota; Dothideomycetes; Pleosporales
Exons: 3
Coding region: 1-1116 (371 amino acids)
Source: RefSeq, a predicted model, not a curated record
AUGCCUCAGCUAUGGCUAGCUGUCAUCAUCAGUGUGCUGUGGGUGGUGUUUAGAAGUAUCGGAAAAAGGCGAGCACUAGCACAGUCAAUCUUGGAAACUGAAAAGCCCAAUGAUGCGAAAGAAGACGCAUAUUACCAGAUCGAAGCUCUUCCGCAUCUCGAUCUGGAGCAAGAAGAGCCAAUCAAAUUUCGUCCCUUCAAGCCAAAAUACCAUCUUACAAUGUCUAUCGAGAAUUCCACUCUCUCAGACCUCGUCGCGAUGGAUAAGACCUACGCUUCACGAAUCGCUCUCCGGCAGAAGCUCAUCGAGGAAGAGGGCACCAACGUCCUCGCCUUGAACCCUAUAGUUGACCCAGCCGUGUUCGAAUUCUACACCUGGAUGGUAGAGACCUACCUACCGACACGCUUCCCCACAGUCUACACACUCACGCCAGCUGGCCUUCACAACAAAGUAACAAACCUUCAUCUCCCCCUCAAACCUACCACAUCCCAAUCUGCACUCGAGUUGCUCGGUAGCAACGUUGACUCCGACUUCCUCUUCCUCCUCCCACCCUCUACCCCAGAGGACGACGACAAAUACCGCCUCCAAGGCUUCGUGACCUGCUUCCCCUCCGGCUUCUCCACCCUCAAGAAGCUCGGCAUGAAGCUCGCCGAAAUCCACACCCCGGUCCCGAAUUACAGCGAGAAGAUGGAGAAGUCGAUGGACCGCUACUUCGCCAACCUACCCAUCGGCAAGAUCGUCAAGCGCGCAAACUGGACGAUAACCACACACAAGCGGCUCUUCUGCCUCGACGGCAACCACAUCUCCGAGGCGGACAGGGCAGCCCUGAAUGAUGGCUUACCGCCCCCGUCUGCAGAUGACGAGAUCGAUAUAGACCAGACUGUCGUGAGGUGUGAGAGGCAGACUCUGCAUCGGUUGCCCAACACUCGCGCGUUAGUGUUUUCAUUCAAGACGUAUCAGUAUCCGCUGAGGGAGUUGAGAGAUGAAGGGUCUGGGGAGAUGCUGUGUGAGGCGAUUGAUGGGCUCGGGAGGGGUAAUGUUCCCGAGAUGAAGGUCUACAAGAGGGCUGCUAUCUGGGGUGAUAGGGUUAAGCAGUUCUUGAGGGAAGGGGUCUGA